AUGUGGUGUAAAGUUGCUUGUAUGAAUGAUCGAGACGAUUUUGCUGAAUUGAUCGGCAGUGCUCGAAGUGUAAUUAAAUGUUCGUCAUUUUAUUUUAAUGGUCGUAUCCGUUAUGGAACGAAAGGUGAAAAGGUUGAAGAACGACUCUUGUGUAUGGACGCCGUUCGAGUAUAUGUUUGUUCGAUUAAAAUUCCUGUAAAAAUCGAAUCACAAUUUAAUAUUCUUUCAAUUAAAUUAAUUGAACGAGUAUCAGAUUCUCAUGUUUUGAUAGAAACUGAUGAAAAACAAGCACAUACAUUAUAUGGUCUUCAUGAUAAAUCAUCAUUACAAUCAUUUCUCUUUGUACUUAUAAGAAAUUUACAUGCUGUUUUUCCUCAUAGAUUACAGGCGAUUGUGGAAAUUCGACCGGAGAAUGAAUAUGAUAAAUUAUUGCGUUUAUCAAAUGAAUAUUAUCAAGAUACAAACAUAAUGUCUAGUGAAUCACGUCCAUGUGGAGGAUUUUCUUUACGUUAUGAAUGUGCUUGUGACUUUUAUCAAAUACCAUGUAACAGAGCAGUGCAAAAUCUUAUUGAUACUGUAUUUGCUCAUCGAAUAUCACGUGAAUUCACAUUUCGAGAACUGGAAUCACUUACUCAAAAAGAUUGGUUACCGAUUCUUGGUGCUUUACGUCAUAAUGAAUGGUUUACAAAAAUAACAAUUGAAAAUAUAAAAUUAACAUCAGAAAAUAUCGAUGAACUUUGUACAGUUGUUCGUUUAUGUAAAGCAAUACAAGUUUUACGUUUAAUUAAUUGUGGUCUUAGACAUGAUUUUUGUACACGUUUUGCUCAUUCAUUACCUGUUAGCCAUAUUGAAAAACUUGAUUUAUCAAAUAAUGCACUUGAAGAUAAAGGUUUAAUUGCAUUAAGUUCAUCAUUACAACAACGUAAAUUACCUCUUGUAUCAAUCAAUUUGCAAUCAUGCUCAUUAACACAUAAAAGCUUACAUGUAUUUAAUACAACAUUAAUAAAUAAUAAUAAUUUAUUACGAACCGUUCAAAUUCUUAAUCUAUCAGGAAAUCGUAUUAAGGAAGAAAAUUGUAUAACAAUUUUAUUUCAAAAUAAUGAAAAUAUAUUAGAAGAAUUACAUUUAAGUGACAUUGAAUUUAGUCUAGAAUCGCUUUUUUAUUCAUUAGCUACAGAUUCAUGUAAACUUCGUCGUUUAUUUAUAUCAUCUAUAAAAUCAUGUGUUCCACCAUCGACAAUCGGUGGUGUAAAAUUAUUUUUUACAAAAAAUCAAUCAUUAGAAAUUGUACAAAUAUCUAAUGCAAAUUUAUCGAAUGAGUUUCUUAAAGAAUUAUGUGAUGGACUUCAUUCGAAUGUUCAUUUAAGUACACUUGAUUUACGUCUUUCUGGUAAUCAACUUGAAACAUUUGUUCAUGAAUAUGCAGCUAGAUUAGCGACUAUACCAAGUUUAACGGCAUUAGAUCUUACUGGAUGUGAUUUGGAUAAUGAAAUUCCAACUCUAUUAGGCGAAUUAAAGAAAAAUCGAAAAUUAAAAUCACUUCAUUUAGGCAAAAAUUUUAAUAAUAUAAAACAAAAAAAUAUGCAACGAACAAUAAGUGCAAUGAAAGAUCUUGUCUUAGACAGUGAUCUUGAAUAUUUAUCAAUAGCUGAUUCGAAAUUAAAAGAAAAUACAAUCGAUUUUCUUACGGCAUUAACUUAUAAUGCAUCUUUAAAAAUACUUGAUAUUCGAGGAAAUUUAAUGGGUGAUGCAGGUGCUCGUAUUAUAACUCAUAUAUUACAAACGAAUUGUCAUUUACAUACAAUAUUUUUUGAUCGAAAUCUUCUUUCAUUAAAUAGUUUUGAAGAUAUUGUUAACGCAAUGGAAGAAAAUUAUACAAUUCAAUAUUUACCUAUUCCUAUAACUGAUAUAAUUCUAAUGAAGAUAACCGAAAAAGAUCGGAUGGAAAAAAUUCAAAUAUUAAUGAAUAAACUUGAUUCAAUAUGUACAAGAAAUCAACAACAAAAACAUAAUUUUACUUCAAAUGAUUCUUUACUUCUAACAACUACAGCUAAUUUAUCUCGAGAAAUAAAUUUAUCAUGGGAAAAUCAACAACAAUUAGUUGGUGAUCAAGCAUCACUUGAUUAUGCCUUAUCGUGUUCAAAUAGAAUAAAUAAUAAUAGUACUAAUGAUAAUAAUGAUUUAAAUUCAAUUUUAACACGAACAGCAAAUAUAAAUAAAAUUUCAACUCAAUUAUAUGAAUCAUAUAUUGAUGAAGAAGAACGUUUAAAACAAGAAUGGAAUGAUAUGUGUAAAAAAUUUCAAGAAAAAUUUAUUGAAAAAAAUGAACGUUUAUCAAGAAAAUUUUAUCAAUUAUUUAAAGAACAAACAACAAUUAAUUAUGAUGAUAAAUUUCAAGAACAAAUUCGAACUUUUUUUUCAAAUUCAAAUGAUAAUGUUGAACAAUUAUUACGUACUGAACUACCAAAUAGAUUAAUAACAUAUUCACGUCAAUGUUAUAUUAAUGUAGCAACAUGCCUACAAAAACGAGCUUACGAUACAAUCAAUGAUAUCGCAUCAGAUUUGCAUAAACAAAUGGAAGCUACUAUGUUUCAAACAAAUAAUCCUCAACAAGGAUCAAUGAUAUUGAAUGGACAAAAUUCAACAUCAUCAACUCUUGAUCGUAACCUUGGUCGUAAAGAUAACUCUGCUCAUCGUUUAACACAUCGAUAUAAUCAAACACAAAUAGAAAUAAAUGAUGAAAUAUUAAAUAAUAAUCGAACAUUAAAAAAAGCUGAUUCAAAUGAAUGUAUUAUAGAUUCUUCACCAAAAUCUAUUCAAUCAACAAAUCGUUUAAUAAAUGAUAAAGAUAAUCGUUUAUUAACAACAACUAUACAAAAUAAAGGAUCAAUACCAAUAUCACCAAAACCGGGAACUUCUGCUUGGCGUAAAUCUUUAUUAGUUAAUACUAAUGAACAAGAAUCUAGUUUGAUUCUUACUGAUCCUAUUUAUGGAAAUGUACAAAUUUCACAACAAACUGCUAAAAAAGAAUUAUCAUUGGAAGAUGAAGGUGAUCUUAUUGAACAUGAUUUACUUGAUUUAGUUGAACAAGAAAAACAAAAAGAACAGCAACGAAAUACACCACCUGCAUUACCUAUUAAAAAACGAACUGCAAUUUCAGCUACUAUCAAAGAUAAUAAUCUUGAUGUUGAUAUUGAACCAACUAUGAAAUUAGCCCAUCCAGGUAAAGAUCGUCCUCGUCGUGCAAAUGUUCGAUUACCAAUAAAACGAUCAACAAAUAUGUCUACAAAUGAUAGUUCAUCAGAUGGUGGUCUUUUAACAGAUGAUAAUGAUGAUAAUAGUACUGAGGAUAUACUUCCGAAAUCAACUAGUGAAAUACAAAUUAAUUCAUCAUUAUCUGUUGAACCACAAACUAAUGAAUUACCAUCGACGACAGUUACAAAAUUUCUUAAAUCAGCAUUAAAAACUCCAAAAACUUCUAUUGAUGAAUCAACAACAAUACAUAAAACCCUUCAACAAUUACCCUUACAAUUAUCACGUCCUUCAACAACAACAACAACAACAACAGCAAAUUCUAUGUCUAAAUCAAUGACAUUGACAAAUAAUGAUUCAUCACAAAUAAUUAAUUCUGAUUUAAUAAAUGAAUCAUUUCAAACAAAACCUUCUAUGUCAACAAGCUUAUAUUCAUCAUUAAUAUCAUCAAAUCCUAAUGAACAAAAAGAUAUGAAUAAUUCAACAGAAUCUAUUAUAUCAUCAAUACCACCAGUAUUAGCUCGAGCAGGCAAAGUAGCUAUUGGUACUCGAGUACUUCCUGUUCUUGAUCCAAAUGGAGAUGCACCACCAGUCAAAUUAAGACAUUUUCAACCAGAGAAAAAAGGUAGAGAAAAAUAA
This is a messenger RNA of Rotaria sp. Silwood2, 3891 nucleotides long. Lineage: Eukaryota; Metazoa; Rotifera; Eurotatoria; Philodinida; Philodinidae. The record is from the annotation of a GenBank genome assembly.